Molecule: messenger RNA, 1619 nt
Organism: Labrus mixtus (cuckoo wrasse)
Lineage: Eukaryota; Metazoa; Chordata; Actinopteri; Labriformes; Labridae
Gene: twist1a
Product: twist family bHLH transcription factor 1a
Exons: 2
Coding region: 557-1108 (183 amino acids)
Biological process (GO): developmental process; regulation of transcription by RNA polymerase II
Molecular function (GO): DNA-binding transcription factor activity, RNA polymerase II-specific; protein dimerization activity; RNA polymerase II transcription regulatory region sequence-specific DNA binding
Source: RefSeq, a predicted model, not a curated record
UGUAGGCUACAAGAAGCAAUUUUAGAAAGUAUUUGGAAAAAUUAGGCUACAUAUUUUGAUUUUUGUCACAUUGCACUUUAAACCGAGACAAAAACUUCUAAGCUGGUCAAAAUAUGCUUUUGGGUUAAUAAAUGGAACACCAUGUGAACAUCAUUUAAAUACAAAUUCGUCCCCCUUUCUGUUGUGCCAAAAUCCAUACCCUUAUUUAAAAAACACAACGCCCCUGCCACACCUCCUCUCAUAUUCCCGUGUAAAGGAGCCUGCAUGUCUUAACCACCAAUCCUAUAAUAACUUGAACUCUCCGUCUCCUUCUGCAGUAUAAUGUUACACCCCUCCUCACCCAAUCACAGCGCUCCCCAAAAUCCUCCUGCGCGCUCCCCAUUAUAAGAGCCCUGGCCCUCCUAGUCUGGCAGACACCUCUCCAUCUCUGUGGAGAGACACCUCUGUCCAGGGUUUCUAUUACCUGUCGUGUUUGUUGACGCUGUAACCAGUUCAGUGGAUAAAGUUCAGAAGUUGUAAGGGCCCCAGAGAUUACAGAAAAGUUUUGAAAGAUACGAUGCGGGAAGAGGAUCCUUUUCAAAUGGACAGUGCAGGGAACAGUGAGGAAGAGACAGACUGUCAGCUGCCGAGGAGAGGCGCAAGGAAGCGGAGGGCGACGCGGAGGAGUCCGGACGACGAGGACGAGGAGGACGACACGGAGAGCCCGAGUCCAGGAAAGAAGAAAUGCAGAAAGAGCUGCGAGGCAGGAGACGGCAGCGCGGGUAGCGGCGGCAGUGAAGGCAGCAGCAGCCCCAUUCCCUCCUUCGACGACCUGCACACACAGCGCGUGAUGGCCAACAUCCGCGAGCGGCAACGGACGCAGUCCCUCAACGAGGCUUUCACGUCGUUACGUAAGAUCAUUCCCACUCUGCCGUCCGACAAACUCAGCAAGAUCCAGACGCUGAAGCUCGCGUCCCGGUAUAUCGACUUUUUGUGCCAAGUUCUGCAGAGCGACGAGCUGGACGCGCGAGGGACCAGCUGCAGCUACGUGGCGCACGAGCGGCUGAGCUAUGCGUUUUCCGUCUGGAGGAUGGGGGGCGCGUGGUCCUUGUCUACCACGACCCACUAGCAGGCUGCUGUGGAUGGAACAGCACGAUUAUUCUGACCAAAUAACCAGUGGAUCCGGCCGAUCCUUCAGACUGAAACAGGACAAUCCCAGAUGAGGUUGUGCUGCUGUGUUUUAGGCCUGGGAGGAGAGCAGGCUGUUCUUCCACUUCCCUCUGCAUGGACUGAAAUGUUUGCUAAGGAGCACUUAGGACAGAGAGGACCGAUAUGAAGGAAGAAAGACCACUGCGACUAUGAAUGUUGUAAAAACAAAGAUGAGCUCUGAGGAACUGCUCUGUUUGGAAACACAAGACAAUCACCUCCUUCCACAUUCCCUGUGACAAUGUCUCACAGCAAAUGAAAUAUUUUCUAUUUAUUUUUCUACACAGGCUCUAAAUUCCAUUUCCCUUCCCUUUCCAAUAAAGCGUAUUUAUUUUGGAAUAUCUCGGAAUGCUGAAUAGAUCUGCAGUCUGCACAUUUUGAGUGUUGUAAAUAUUUGGUAAUAUUUUGAAUUAAAAAUGAAAGUAUCAUUCUAA